AUUGGUGGUCACCUGGUUUAUAAUGCUCAGUACAUCAGCCUUGUCCGCCAACACAAUGUGAACAAUUACGACAACGGCAGCAGACGACACGAGAAGCGAGAUGAAGCUCUCACUCGCUGUUCUCGCCGUCUUUGGACUCUUUGGCGCGUGCCACGCCCAGUCGAGCAGUGGCAGUGGCUCUUCCAACAGUGAGCGCAGCCCAUCCCCCAAAGAAGGCUACAACCCCAGCCCAGGUGAGGACUACGCAUCCAAGCUAAAUAGUGGCUACAACCCCAGCCCAGGUGAAGACUACGCAUCCAAGCUAAAUAGUGGCUACAACCCCAGCCCAGGUGAGGACUACGCAUCCAAGCUAAAUAGUGGCUACAACCCCAGCCCAGGUGAGGACUAUGCAUCCCAGCUAAAUAGUGGCUACAACCCCAGCCCAGGCAGUGACUACAACUCAAACUCAGGCAGUGGCUACAGCUCCAAUCCUAGCAGUGGCUAUAAUUCCAACUCAGACAGUGGCGACAACUCAUCCCCCAGUAAUGGCUACAGUUCCAACCCUAAUAUUGGCUACAGUUCCAACGCAGAUAGUGGCUACAGCUCCAACUCUGGUAGUGGCUACAGCUCAAACUCCGGAAGCGGCUACAGUUCCAACGCAGGCAGUGGCUACAGCUCCAACCCUAGCCGUGGCUACAACUCAAACUCCGGCAGUGGCUACAGCUCCAACUCGGGAAGUGGCUACAGUUCCAACCCUAGCAGUGGCUACAACUCAAACUUCGGCAGUGGCUACAACUCAAACUCCAGCAGUGGCUACAACUCAAACUCCGGCAGUGGCUACAGCUCCAACUCAGGAAGCGGCUACAGCUCCAACCCAGUUAGUGACUACAGCCCAUUCCCCAGCAUAGGCUACAACUCCAACCCUAGCAGUGGCUAUAGCUCCAACACCAACAAUGGCUACAGUCCUAACCCAAGCACUGGCUAUAGCCUAACUCCUAGUAGUAGCUACAGCUCCAACCCAAGCAAUGGUGGCUACGGCUCCAAUUCGAACAGUGGCUAUAACUCUGGUUACAGCAACCGAGUUCCGAGCUACGAACCACAAAGAAGCUACAGCCGUGCCCCAAGUUAUGGAGGUUAUUCCAGUUCCGUCGGGUACGGUCCUACUAGGCCCACGAGUUACUAUGGAGAUGGAUAUGGUGGCGCCAGCUACGGAUCUGAUCGCGAAUACCGUGGAUACCAAGAUGACCGGUAUGCUGAGCAACAGCUGGACAGACUGGACUCUUUCCUUGAAAGCACCUCUGUGAUCACCGCUGUAGACCCUAACGGCCAGAACGCCCCUGCCAACACCACCGUAGACUUCACCCCUUCUUUUGACGGCAUUCCUCAAUACUCUCCAUCGGCCAUCACCGGAUUCCGGGUCGUUCGUAACCACCA
Aplysia californica (California sea hare) is the source of this 1413-nucleotide messenger RNA. RefSeq names its product ice nucleation protein. The record is from RefSeq and is a predicted model, not a curated record. NCBI's taxonomy places the organism in Eukaryota, Metazoa, Mollusca, Gastropoda, Aplysiida, Aplysiidae.